Racocetra persica is the source of this 159-nucleotide messenger RNA. NCBI's taxonomy places the organism in Eukaryota, Fungi, Glomeromycota, Glomeromycetes, Diversisporales, Gigasporaceae. The record is from the annotation of a GenBank genome assembly.
AUGUAUGAUGAGUUUAAGUCCAUCAUAAUUGAAACAAAUCCAAGAAGAAGAAUUGAAAGUCAAGAUGAAAGCAAUAAAAGUGAUGAAGAAGAUUUUAAUACAGAUGAAGGUAGCUUAGUUUAUGAUGAACAUUAUGAGGAAGAUGAAGAAUUAAAUAUU